This is a messenger RNA of Marmota flaviventris (yellow-bellied marmot), 2151 nucleotides long. It is a transcript of the gene Cd69, whose product is annotated as CD69 molecule. The record is from RefSeq and is a predicted model, not a curated record. Lineage: Eukaryota; Metazoa; Chordata; Mammalia; Rodentia; Sciuridae.
UCCAGGAAGAACUCCCAGGAGGUUGACUUGACUUGAGGUCCACCAGGGAACCUUGAGGAUAAGGAUGAAUUCUGAAGAUUGUUCCAUAACAGAGAAGAGCUCUCUGAAUCUGGAGAAAGGACAAAAAAGAAAUGCCACCAGCCUCCAUUAUGAAACACAUCAUGAAGGGUCUCUUCAAGUUCCUAUUCCAUGUGCUGUAAUGAAUGUGGUCUUCAUCACCAUUUUAAUCAUAGCUCUCGUCACCUUAUCAGUGGGCCAAUAUAAUUGUCCAGGGCAAUAUAAGUUCCCAGUGCCUUCAGACACCCAUGAUCCUUCAUGCUCAGAAGAGUGGGUUGUGUACCAGAGGAAAUGCUACUUUAUUUCCACCACAACAAAGAGCUGGAUUUUGGCAAAAAACUCUUGUUCCAAAGAUGGUGCUACUCUUGCUGUCAUUGAAUCUGAAAAGGACAUGAACUUCCUGAAACGAUAUGUGGGAGGAGCUGAACACUGGAUUGGGCUGAACAAUGAAGACGGUCAGAAAUGGAAAUGGUCAGAUGGCAGAGUUCACAACUGGUUCAACCUGACAGGGUCUGAGAAGUGUGCAUUUCUGAACAGCACAGAUAUCAGCAGUGCAGAAUGUGAGAGGAAUUUACCCUGGGUCUGCAGCAAACCCUUCAGAUAAUGAGCAAGCAUAUUCACUCAAACCAUUGUUGCUGGAACUAAAGGAAAGUUGUGUCAAAUGAUGCUACUUUGUGUCAGAUGUCCACAAAGACAUGGUGAACAAACUUUUAUAAAUAUGUCUUUGGAACAAAAUGGAGAGAAAUUCCAGGAAAAAUCUGCAUUGUGGACUCCUUCUUCUGUGAGCUGAAAAUAUUGCAGGUUGAUUGACAGUCAUGUCCCAAGAAUAAGAAGAAUGACUAUUAAACUUUUCAAAUGCACUUUAUGUACUCAAGUCCAGAAGUAACAAUAGGUUAGGAAUUAUUAUUUAUUGUUGAAUGACUACGAACAAUGAGUGUCCUUCCUGCAUUUGCGCUGCUUGAAAAAGCUGAUGGUGGAGGCAAAAGGUGAAUGUAAACAAAUGGAAUUUUGACUAGGAAUGGAUAUUUGGUAUAAAUGAAUUUCUUAAACUUAGCAUUUAUAAGUGAACAUGUUUAUGAAACUAAACUGUGUAAUAUUUUCCUCUGUUCGGAGGCCUUUGCCAGGUUACUUUGUCAUAUUUAUCCCCAAAAGAAUAGCAUUUGUCUUUCUUUUUUUUUUUAAACUUCCUCAAUUGUAGGCAGGUAUUUGUCAAUGGUACAAAUUUCUUUGCCUUUAAAAUUAUUCACAUGGUGUUUUUUGAAGAAAAGAAAAAAACAAAAACUAUGAAGAAUAUUUGUAAAACAGACAAAAAUGUUGAAAAAUGUGCAAUAUAAGGGGUGGCAAAUCUCUAUCAGUAAAUACUCUGUAUUUUUCAAACUUGGAAUAAUACUAGUCUCUUCUGGUAAUAAGAUUGUGCCUUUCCUAAUCAGCUUUGUCAUGUGCACUACUUCAUGUGAAGCAUUUUCUGUGCAAUGAAGUAUGUUUGUUUGUUUGUAUUUUGUGUUCAACACAAUUAUAAGCUCCUUUAUUGUAUGUGAAAAUAAAAAUAGAAUCAACACCAUGGGUUCCAAGAAGUGUUCAAAUAUUAAAGUGUUCAUAUAUUAAACAUCAUAUGCCAUAUUAGAAAGCAGAAAACAUAAUACUAUGAUUUUCCAAAAUUCCUGUUUAGAGUAAAGUCUUACUUAGUUUUAUAGCAUUUGUAAUACCUUUUAAGUUAUUUUUUAUACCCAUGUUUUCUAAAGGACUGUAUCCAUUUUUCUUUGUAUUGCAGAUGCUUGGUAACAUUUAGUCCUCAUAAACAAUGGUUUAAAAUAUCUUAUAAGUUCUGAGGUGCUAUAUAUAUUAAUUAUAUACACCAAAUAAUUAAUUAAACAGAAUGGGAUACUGCAUGAUAUCCGUGGGCUAUUUCAAUCAGGAACAAAUUGAACUACUUUCCUUAUUGUUUUACAAAUGUAUUUUUCAAUAUUUUUUUCUGAACAUUGGACAUAUAUGAUAUUCAUGGUAUCUUUAACCUGUUGUCACCACCAAUGGCAUAUAGAAAAGAAAUAUGGAUUUAAAAUACUUCUUAGUAAAAAAUAUAGAUGAAUUUCUUGA